GGAGGAGGAGGAUGAGGAGGAGGAGGAGGAGGAGGAGGCCGUUCCGGAUUUUCUCUCUAAUCCAUCCGCAGCUGCAUGUGAUGACGGUUUCGAGUGA
Spirometra erinaceieuropaei is the source of this 97-nucleotide messenger RNA. Lineage: Eukaryota; Metazoa; Platyhelminthes; Cestoda; Diphyllobothriidea; Diphyllobothriidae. The record is from the annotation of a GenBank genome assembly.